Messenger RNA from Physcomitrium patens, 2905 nucleotides. RefSeq names its product katanin p60 ATPase-containing subunit A1. Gene Ontology annotation, biological process: microtubule severing. NCBI's taxonomy places the organism in Eukaryota, Viridiplantae, Streptophyta, Bryopsida, Funariales, Funariaceae. Gene Ontology annotation, molecular function: ATP binding; microtubule binding; ATP hydrolysis activity. The record is from RefSeq and is a predicted model, not a curated record. Gene Ontology annotation, cellular component: microtubule cytoskeleton.
ACACAUGCGCGCGCGCCAGGGCAUCAUCGCCAUCGCUACAUUCCGCCGAUCGAUGAGCUGCUUAGGAUUGCAGGCUGCGUUGGAUUCUUGUAAUUUAUGACUUGUGGAUGAUCUCAGCAGGUUUUUGUGGUUUUGGGUUGAAGCCACCGGUUGGAAUUUCGAGGAGUUGUGGUUUCGUGAGGUCAGGAUCCAGGAGCGAAUGUGGAACAGGGGACCCGGCUGAGUGCGGUUGUUUUUUAGCUCCAUGAUUGCAAGUUGUUGGCAGUGCGAUACGUGCUGGAGUGGUUGAUGCAUCCCCGAAGCUUUUGAGUCGCAAAUUCCGCCUGGACGUUGCGGUGCUUGGUUUUGGAGCAACGCGGGUUUUGGGAGCGCGGAGAAGAGCUCGGGGAUUGAGCGGGUGUUUAGUUGGUUGGGAGGAGGUGGUACUUUGAUGGCGUUUGGAGGAGGAGGAGGAGCGUGGUAGAGGUGAUGAUUGAGUUUGCAGUGGGAGCAGCGGAGAGUGACAGAAGGGUGAUUUUGGAAGGGGGCUAUAUGAUGGGCUGUUGCUGAGGUUACCCAGGGGCGGAUUUGGCUUAAGAAGUGAUUGCGGGACGAGAACAGUAUGGGAGGGCCUUUAGAUACUCUAGGCGAGCAUCUCACUUUAGCGCGGGAGUAUGCAUUGUUAGGGAACUAUGAUACCGCUAUCAUUUUUUUUGAGGGAGUGCUCGCGCAAAUCAACAAGCAUUCAAGCAAUGUGGACGAUCCGUAUCUUCGUACUAAGUGGAAUAAAUGCAAGAAAGAUCUCAUGGAGGAAUUCAAUAUUGUGAAGCAGAUCGAUACCGAAAGGCAAGCCUUUAGGGAUGCUCCUGGUAGUCAUCCUCGGCCAUCAUCCCCGAAAAUAACGGUAUCUGCACCCCCAUUACGCCACACACAAGAACGCCAUAGGGAAGAACGAGAACCCUUCUUUCCUGUCGAAGAAAUAUAUGUGUCUCAUCCCCCAAAUCGAUCGGAUAGUUCCAGAUCGGAUCCCAAUGACGAUCCUGACGUUUGGAGACCUCCCAGCCGUGACAUUCCUUCACAGUAUGGGACCAGACGGCCAACUAAAGCAGGUCAGAUGGCAGCUGCUGCCCAAGCUAAGCGAAUGGCUGCCUACGCUAGAGGAGCAGGAGAUAGGACUGCUUCUCAGGUGGGGCGAGGGAAUAAGGUAACUCCAUCAGCUUCGUCUAAGACCAUUGGUCAGGGAGCUGGGAUGGGUGCGAAGGGAUCCUCCGUUUCUGGUACCACAGUCCCUCGCAAAAGCACUAGCAGCACUGGCCGCUCGACACCCAGCAAACGAGAAUCAUUGAAUGGAGCUCCGGAAGAGGAGGUGCCACGAGGUAUGCCCAAUAGGAAAGGGAAAUAUGAAGGCCCGGACACUGAGCUCGCGGCUAUGUUGGAAAGGGAUGUUCUUGAAAGCAGUCCUGGUGUUCGGUGGGAGCAUAUUGCGGGUCUCACCGAAGCAAAGCGUUUGUUGGAGGAAGCUGUGGUUUUACCACUUUGGAUGCCUGAAUAUUUCCAGGGAAUUCGGCGCCCGUGGAAAGGAGUGUUGAUGUUCGGUCCACCCGGUACUGGUAAAACACUUCUAGCCAAAGCAGUGGCAACAGAGUGCGGGACCACUUUCUUUAAUGUAUCAUCCGCAACACUGGCUUCCAAAUGGCGAGGGGAGAGUGAGCGCAUGGUGAGAGUCUUGUUUGAUCUUGCCCGUGCCUACGCUCCUAGCACAAUAUUCAUUGAUGAGAUCGAUUCGCUGUGCAAUGCCCGUGGUUCAUCUGGAGAGCAUGAAUCAUCGAGACGAGUGAAAUCAGAGCUGUUGGUUCAAGUGGAUGGUGUGAAUGGUACAAGUGAGGAUGGUGAAAAGAAAAUUGUGAUGGUGUUAGCAGCGACAAACUUUCCUUGGGACAUUGACGAAGCACUUAGGAGGCGACUCGAAAAGAGGAUUUACAUUCCUCUGCCAGUAGAAGAGGGUCGGCGAGAACUUAUUCGGAUCAACCUUAAAGAUAUUGAGGUUGCAAAGGAUGUGGAUAUAGAUGCUCUGGCAAAGCGCACUGAGGGGUAUAGUGGUGACGAUCUAACCAACAUUUGUAGGGAUGCAUCCAUGAAUGGUAUGCGGCGCAAGAUUUCUGGCAAAACUCCUGAAGAGAUUAAAAACAUGACCAAGGACGAGAUGUAUGAGCCAGUGGCUAUGCGUGACUUCGAUGAAGCUCUAAGCAAAAUCUCUAGAAGUGUGUCUACUGCAGAUAUUGAGCGACACGAAAAGUGGCUAGCCGAAUUUGGGUCUUCAUGAGCUUCUGAUGUAAACGAUGGAGCUGAAGACUUCAACGUGCACCCAUUAUUUGAACUUUGUUACUCAUGUGGCCGUUUUAGGCUUGCGGUCGGUAGCAGUACGCUCGUUCUGAAAUUAUGGAGUUUGAAGAGAGUUUUUAUUUUUCUUUUUUUCCCUCAAACCAUUUCAGCUCAGUGCCUCUCGGUGUUCUCCUGUAAUCAUACUCAUUAUGACAUGGCGGGCAGGCUUGUACAAAGAUAAGUUUUUGCACAUUGCUGGUGAUGAGACCUUGGUCGUAUUUUGGAAAUCUCCGGACUAGGUUUUGAGUAGAUCCUUCAGUAUACACGUACCCACCAGGAACCUUAUCCUUGAAGAGUUGGGAAGCUCAAGGGUAUUUCGGUUAUCAUUUGAUUCCCUAUGCGUUCACUUAAAUUUAUUUUUAAAUGUUGUAUUUGUGCGAUCUUGUAUUAGUUUCAUUACACAGAAGUUUUAGAAAUGAGAUAUUGUAGGGUAGAAUGGUCAGUGAAAUGGAAUGGUGUAGGGUAGCAUCUAGGUUAGGUGUAAGAAGCUCCAUUUUAUGCGUACAUAGUGGAAACAUAAUUUGAUGAUGACGUUUACACGAAA